Molecule: messenger RNA, 1949 nt
Organism: Zootermopsis nevadensis
Lineage: Eukaryota; Metazoa; Arthropoda; Insecta; Blattodea; Termopsidae
Source: RefSeq, a predicted model, not a curated record
UAUACCGGCAAUACUUAAUUUACAAAAUGGCGGGUGUUUUUGGGUCUCGUGAAAGGAGAUUCACAAUUGAUGAUGCAUUUGAAGAAGAGAAUGACGAAGCUAUCCGUGUUUAUGGUUCUACAACAGAAAGAUCUCCCUUGAAGCCAAAAAGCAGGAAUAUGAUAUCAGAGGACAGUAUAAUAGUGCGUAUAGAGGAUCCGAUUAGAACUGCCAGUACAAUUACAAGUACAGCCCCAAGGUUUAAGACAUCAGACGACGCUACAUCAAGAGAUAGUGACUCCUUGAUCCAGGAUGGUGGAUUUUAUACAGGAAUGUUUGAUCCAACACAGUCAGGUUGGAGGCACCCAAAGAUCAGGGAGAAUUGGAAAAUGGUCUUGGCGGCAGUUGUGUUGUUAAUUGUUGGAAUUGGUCUUUUAGUUACUGGUGCUGUGGUUAUAUGCUUGCCUAUGCCAGGCAUACAGGCAUUUGUGUUCUUCAUUGCUGGCUUCAUCUGCUUCAUUCCCGGAGCAUAUCAUGUGGUCUAUAUUUACUGGGCAGUGAAAGGCAAACGUGGUUAUGAUUUCUAUCAUCUUCCACUCUUCAACUGAUUGUUUCUGUAUUUUUCUUGCUAUAAAGUUUAUAUUUUUUGGCACUGGUUAAUUCUAAAGAUUUGAGGUUUGCUAUGUGAUAGCAUUCUCACUCUGUUGCAGCAACAUCAUUCUUAACAGUACAUUUUGAGUUGGCCUAAUUUAUAUUCAGAGCUAAGCUAACCUCAUUUUCUGGAUACAAUCUGAUACCAAUAAAAUAUGUUCUACUUUUUUGUCAUGAGCAAGGCAAGAUAUGGUCAUUUUUUUAUUAUUCCAAAUGCACAACUUAAACGUCCUUUUCAAAGAGAGACUGAAAAUAUUCUCAUGUUACUGAGAGACUUUUGAGGAAGUGAGUUAUGAUUGUAAUGACUGAUAUUAUUAAUGAUCUGGUAUGUAACUUAAUACACUUUAUUUUUAUUAUAAAUAUCACAUUUGUAAAUAAUUGUAAAUAGUGCUUAUAGCUAUGUAGGUAUUUGUAUAAAGUUCCUGUUAAAUCUACAUUGAUAAUUUAUUGUACAAGGCAUGAAUUAUGUGCUCAGUUAUGUUAACAUUAUUGGGGUCUAAGUGAAAUGCAUAAACCAGUUUCCUUUUGUAUAUGUGUUUUCCUUUGUUGGUGAUUGUGAGCACAAUUCCCAUUUUCCAACCACUGAGCAGCAGUGUCAAGAAAUAACAUUGAUAUUCAUGUGUUUUUCACAUGUUGGUAAGGAAUGUUGUCCAGGGGACAUGAUGAGGAGCGUUGUGUAGCAGAUCCCAUUAAGUACUGUGAGAAGUGACCAUUUCCAUCAGUACCGUGGAUGUAUUCAGAAGUAAUGCCUGUCCAAAAGGUUCCGUUACUUCAAUCUAAAACCAAUUUAAAUGCACACAUUUGGAAUUAAACUGGUGUAGUAUGUUAAUAGCUUAUGGAGAAAUUGGCCAUAUUUUUUGUAGUGUUAUGUAGUUUAGUAGGAGAUUACCAACUUUUCAUCUGAAGCUUUUACAGAGUCUGAGUAUAAUGAAUUAUUCUUGGGCUACCAGUUAUGACAAGGCUGAUAACCCAAGAAUAAUUCAUUAUAUUUUACAGUUAUUUCCUGCCUCCAUUAUCAUGGUGAAAUGUAGCCAGACCAAGAUGCUACAAUCCAGAUUCCUGCCAUCUUUAUACUUGCUGCCAUGAGAACUUCAAAUUCUACAGUAUAUAAUGAACUCUGAUUAUACUAUUUUUUUAGGAAAUGUGUUCGUAAUUUAACGGAAAUUUACGAUGGAAAAAAUAAAUUGGCAUUAUUUGUUGUAACGAAUUGAAAUUUAUAUGGUAUAUUUAGUUGUUUUGUCAGCAGCUAUGUGAGAAAGUGCUGUCUACAUUGUAUCUAUAAUAGUAUUAAUUCCAAUUAAACAAACUCUAAACUGGAA